Molecule: messenger RNA, 1254 nt
Organism: Diachasmimorpha longicaudata
Lineage: Eukaryota; Metazoa; Arthropoda; Insecta; Hymenoptera; Braconidae
Exons: 4
Coding region: 325-1008 (227 amino acids)
Source: RefSeq, a predicted model, not a curated record
UUAAUAACCAUUUUCUCCAGUAACGAAGAAUUACAAAAUAUUUGUCGACCAUAAACAUCCUAAAUUAAUAACUGAAAUGUGUAGUUUCGAAAGGCGGUGGGGUGUCUCAGCUGAGAAAGACUACGCUUCCACUCCCCAGUGUGAUCAGAGUGCUCGGAGGCAUCGAGCUGUGCGCAGGGGAAAGGCAUUCGAGCAGUCGCGUCUCUUUUUCCCUCAUUAGUUUGAGCAAAUCAAAGUGACAGUAAAGAUGUUCAUUUUAAAAAUUUUUUGAGAGUGCUAACGAGAGAUUUUUUUAGUGAAAAUUUGAGAAAUAUUUGUAUAAAAAUGCCAGCGGCGUCGUCUAUUUAUUGGGACUCGGUGGACUCUCAGAGGUCUUCAGGAAGUUCUGGGGAUGCUGGAAGUAAUCGUCAGUACGUGGAUCCCUGGGACCUUGAGAAUUACGCGUAUCUGAGGAGACACAGUGUCGCUUCACCCCCGCAGAAGUAUCAGCCACCCCCGAGGACUUCUUACAGUCGAGUUUCCCAGAGGAGAAGUGAACCCGAACCCGAAUAUUGGUAUUCGCCGAGAGAGCCCAUCAGAGAGCCGGGAUACCAUGCCCCAGCAUCAGUCGAGGAACUCUAUUUUGGACCACCUCGACAGACCCAGAGUUCUUACUACCAGCCAAUUUACGAGGAUGAAAUCCCUCGGUAUACAGCACCAGUUUAUGCACCACUCUCCGACCUCGAUUAUGGGAGACACUACGAGGAUACCCGGACGAAGGAGGUGCUCCGCAGGAGGAAGCUCUCGCGUGUAACAACGCCUGGAAGAGGGGAUUGCAUUCAUCACAGUACGUCGAGCGAACUGCGACGAGACCUUGUCGAGGAAGCACCCCGGAAGACGAUCACAAGUGAAGAGGAACGUUACGUGGAAGUAAUACCUCCUUCGAAGUUAGGAUUAAACACCUAUGGCCAUCUCAAAAUUGACUACAGCAACAGCUGGAACUCCCUCCAUCGAAAAAUCUCCAAAUGACGUCUUCCUAAUCUUGAUGAACAAAAGCUUUAUUACAUUAUAAAUUGCAUUUGACAAAAUGCAAAAUUGCGACGAUCUUCUAACUCAUGUCUUAUGAAUUAAUUUUCGGAUUCAUGUACAUAUACAAAUACUCAGUACCUUCUUAGAAUUAAAAUCCUAAAAUGUGAGAUAAUUAUCAUGUGUUAGUUGUAAUAACCCUUAACAUUUCAGGGAAUGGAAUAAAUAUACUUUUUGUUAACGAUUGAA